Messenger RNA from Knipowitschia caucasica, 5403 nucleotides. NCBI's taxonomy places the organism in Eukaryota, Metazoa, Chordata, Actinopteri, Gobiiformes, Gobiidae. The record is from the annotation of a GenBank genome assembly.
AUGCUCACGCUCCGGCUUCUCAUGCACGGAAAGGAAGUGGGAAGCAUCAUCGGAAAGAAAGGAGAAACGGUGAAGAAGAUGAGAGAGGAGAGCGGAGCCAGAAUCAACAUCUCAGAAGGCUCGUCCCCAGAGAGGAUCGUCACCAUCACGGGCCCCACGGAGGGGAUCUUCAGGGCCUUCUCUAUGAUCGCGCUCAAGUUUGAAGAGGACAUCACGUCGGCCAUGUUGAACAGCAGUGUGACCAGCAAACCCCCUGUGACUCUCCGUCUGGUGUUUCCCGGGAGUCAGUGCGGCUCGCUCAUCGGCAAAGGAGGCUCCAAGAUCAAGGAGAUCAGAGAGAGCACCGGGGCCCAGGUGCAGGUGGCUGGGGACAUGCUUCCAGAGUCCACAGAGCGAGCGGUGACCAUCUCUGGGACGCCUCAAGCCAUCACCCAAUGUGUGCGCCACAUCUGCUCCGUCAUGCUGGAGUCUCCGCCCAAAGGAGCCACGAUCCCGUACAGACCCAAAGGACUGGGACUGGGACCACACACUAUGAUGGCCAGUCCACACGCUGCUCAGGCCUUUGCUCUCCCUGGACAGUACGCGUUCGCACAAGACUUCACCAAGCUUCAGCAGCUGGCCCUGCCGCACCUCCCCUUCCCCCCCCUUGGGCAGAGUCACCCCACCUUCCCCGGAAUGGACGCCUCCACCACGUCACAGGAGCUGGCCGUCCCCAACGAUUUUGUGGGCUGCAUAAUCGGGCGCCAGGGCAGUAAAAUCAACGAGAUCCGACAGGCCUCAGGAGCACACAUCAAGAUCGGGAGUGUGGUGGACGGGUCGGCCACGCGGCAGGUCACCAUCACGGGGUCUCCGGCCAGUAUCAGCGUGGCCCAGUACCUGAUCUCUGCCAGUCUGGAGAUGGCCAAAUACACCAUGGCGGCGGCGGCGGCGGCCUCUGGUUCCCCCGCGGACCUCAGCCUGGCCUUCCCCUCUGCUUCUUCUCCUGGAGCCUCAGGAGUUCCUGGUUCCUCCGCUGCUAUGCUAACCAGUGCCCAGCCUGGAGCCACUCUCUCAGGGAUCAACCCCCACUACGCCGCCCUGCCCAUGUCGUCUCUGCUGGGCAUGAAGACUCUCCCCUUCCUGGCCAUGCACCCGUCCGCUCUGACCCAGGGGCUAGCGGCGGCGGGGCUAACCGGGCUAGCUCCCUACGCGGCUAAAAUGUCCACCGGAGCCGGCAAGAAAAGCAAACAGGAGAGAGCGGACGAGGCAAAAAGCACCGGGUCCAACUGCGCAUUGGGUGACCUUGUGGACCACAGCGUUCCCAUCAUCAGCGUUCCCGUCAUCAGCGUUCCCGUCAUCAGCGUUCCCGUCAUCAGCGUUCCCGUCAUCAGCGUUCCCGACAUCAGCGUUCCCGUCAUCAGCGUUCCCGUCAUCAGCGUUCCCGUCAUCAGCGUUCCCGACAUCAGCGUUCCCGUCAUCAGCGUUCCCGUCAUCAGCGUUCCCGUCAUCAGCGUUCCCGUCAUCAGCGUUCCCAACAUCAGCGUUCCCGUCAUCAACGUUCCCGACAUCAGCGUUCCCGUCAUCAGCGUUCCCGUCAUCAGCGUUCCCGUCAUUGGCAGGCACGUUCCCGUCCUCAGCGUUCCCCUCAUCAGCGUUCCCGUCAUCAGUGUUCCCGUCAUCAGUGUUCCCGUCAUCAGCGUUCCCAUCAUCAGCGUUCCUGUCAUCAGUCUUCCCGUCAUCAGCGUUCUCGUCAUCAGCGUUCCCGUCAUCAGCGUUCCCGUCAUCAGCGUUCCUGUCAUCAGCGUUCUCGUCAUCAGCGUUCCCCGUGUUCCCAUCAUCAGCGUUCCCGUCAUCAGCGUUCCCAUCAUCAGUGUUCCCGUCAUCAGUGUUCCCGUCAUCAGUGUUCCCAUCAUCAGCGCUCCCGUCAUCAGUGUUCCCGUCAUCAGUGUUCCCAUCAUCAGCGUUCCUGUCAUCAGUCUUCCCGUCAUCAGCGUUCUCGUCAUCAGCGUUCUCGUCAUCAGCGUUCCCGUCAUCAGCGUUCCUGUCAUCAGCGUUCUCGUCAUCAGCGUUCCCGUCAUCAGCGUUCCCAUCAUCAGCGUUCCCAUCAUCAGCGUGUUCCCAUCAUCAGCGUGUUCCCAUCAUCAGUGUUCCCCGUUCCUGUCAUCAGUCUUCCCGUCAUCAGCGUUCUCGUCAUCAGCGUUCUCGUCAUCAGCGUUCCCGUCAUCAGCGUUCCUGUCAUCAGCGUUCUCGUCAUCAGCGUUCCCGUCAUCAGCGUUCCCAUCAUCAGCGUUCCCAUCAUCAGCGUGUUCCCAUCAUCAGCGUGUUCCCAUCAUCAGCGUUCCCGUCAUCAGCGUUCUCGUCAUCAGCGUUCCCGUCAUCGGCGUUCCCGUCAUCGGCGUUCCCAUCAUCAACGUUCCCGUCAUCAGCGUUCCCAUCAUCAGCGUUCCCGUCAUCAGUGUUCCCGUCAUCAGCGUUCCCAUCAUCAGCGUUCCCAUCAUCAGCGUCCCCAUCAUCAGCGUUCCCAUCAUCAGCGUUCCCAUCAUCAGCGUUUCUGUCAUCAGUCUUCCCGUCAUCAGCGUUCUCGUCAUCAGCGUUCCCGUCAUCAGCGUUCCCGUCAUCAGCGUUCCUGUCAUCAGCGUUCCCGUCAUCAGCGUUCCCGUCAUCAGCGUUCCCGUCAUCAGCGUUCCCGACAUCAGCGUUCCCGUCAUCAGCGUUCCCGUCAUCAGCGUUCCCGUCAUCAGCGUUCCCGUCAUCAGCGUUCCCAACAUCAGCGUUCCCGUCAUCAACGUUCCCGACAUCAGCGUUCCCGUCAUCAGCGUUCCCGUCAUCAGCGUUCCCGUCAUUGGCAGGCACGUUCCCGUCCUCAGCGUUCCCGUCAUCAGCGUUCCCGUCAUCAGUGUUCCCGUCAUCAGUGUUCCCGUCAUCAGCGUUCCCAUCAUCAGCGUUCCUGUCAUCAGUCUUCCCGUCAUCAGCGUUCUCGUCAUCAGCGUUCCCGUCAUCAGCGUUCCCGUCAUCAGCGUUCCUGUCAUCAGCGUUCUCGUCAUCAGCGUUCCCGUCAUCAGCGUUCCCAUCAUCAGCGUUCGCAUCAUCAGCGUUCCCAUCAUCAGCGUUCCCAUCAUCAGCGUGUUCCCAUCAUCAGCGUGUUCCCAUCAUCAGCGUUCCCCGCUCCCGUCAUCAGUGUUCCCGUCAUCAGUGUUCCCAUCAUCAGCGUUCCUGUCAUCAGUCUUCCCGUCAUCAGCGUUCUCGUCAUCAGCGUUCUCGUCAUCAGCGUUCCCGUCAUCAGCGUUCCUGUCAUCAGCGUUCUCGUCAUCAGCGUUCCCGUCAUCAGCGUUCCCAUCAUCAGCGUUCCCAUCAUCAGCGUGUUCCCAUCAUCAGCGUGUUCCCAUCAUCAGCGUUCCCGUCAUCAGCGUUCUCGUCAUCAGCGUUCCCGUCAUCGGCGUUCCCGUCAUCGGCGUUCCCAUCAUCAACGUUCCCGUCAUCAGCGUUCCCAUCAUCAGCGUUCCCGUCAUCAGUGUUCCCGUCAUCAGCGUUCCCAUCAUCAGCGUUCCCAUCAUCAGCGUCCCCAUCAUCAGCGUUCCCAUCAUCAGCGUUCCCAUCAUCAGCGUUUCUGUCAUCAGUCUUCCCGUCAUCAGCGUUCUCGUCAUCAGCGUUCCCGUCAUCAGCGUUCCCGUCAUCAGCGUUCCUGUCAUCAGCGUUCUCGUCAUCAGCGUUCCCAUCAUCAGCGUUCCCAUCAUCAGCGUUCCCAUCGUCAGCGUUCCCAUCAUCAGCGUGUUCCCAUCAUCAGCAUGUUCCCAUCAUCUGCGUUCCCAUCAUCAGCGUUCCCAUCAUCAGCGUUCCCAUCAUCAGCGUGUUCCCAUCAUCAGCGUUCCCGCCAUCAGCGUUCUCGUCAUCAGCGUUCCCGUCAUCAGCGUUUCCGUCAUCAGCGUUCCCGUCAUCAGCGUUCCCGUCAUCGGCGUUCCCUUUAUCAGCGUUUCCGUCAUCAGCGUUCCCGUCAUCAGCAUUCCCGUCAUCAGCGUUCCCUUUAUCAGCGUUCCCUUUAUCAGCGUUCCCGUCAUCAGCGUUCCCGUCAUCAGCGUUCCCGUCAUCAGCGUUCCCAUCAUCAGCGUUCCCAUCAUCAGCGUUCCCAUCAUCAGCGUUCCCAUCAUCAGCGUUUCUGUCAUCAGUCUUCCCGUUCUGAGACGCCUUUCCCGGGAGAGCGGCCGACCAUUCGAGCUUGUUUUAAAAGGAGCUAUGGACCAGAUUAGCUCUCAUCUCGGAGCCGCUGGCGGAGAGAACGAAGACGAAGAGGAGGAGGAGGAAGAUGAUGAUGAGGAGGAUGACGAUGAUGAUGAGGAGGAAGGAGUCGGGACCGGAGAUGUACCUGUUGUCCUACGUCACUCCUCUCUCAUAGACACUAUCUGUGGCAGUUCUGAGCCGUGUCCAGCAGGGGGCACUGCUGCACUGGCGCUGUUCCGUCUCUGUCUCUUUUAUAAAAACGGUAACUUGGAGUUUCUCCCUGGGGCGUCUGAACCAGAGCAGUUUUGUCACAUGAAAAAUCCGCUCCACAAAGUCAUUCCUCAGUUGAAGCAGAAGGAUGCCAUGGGCUUUGAACAAGGGGACUUAAUGUUGAGAGACCAGUUCGUUAUGGGCCUCAAGGAUGGCCCCAUCCGCCAGGAACUGAGAUGGCAGGUGCGAAAAAGGCCUGCACUCACCUUCGACGAGGUGAAAACAGAGGCUCUGGCCAUAGAGGAGGAGCAGGCAGAACAAUGGCCUCCACAUGACUGCUUAGUGGUAACUUUGUUUAGCGAGAGUGUCUGCAGGAACCUCCUCGGGGGUGAAAAGCUUAGAGGUAGUAAGGAACUACCCUGGUUGACGCUGAGGGCUGCUAAUGGGCUAAACAUUCCGUGGGUGGGUUACCUAGUGGCAGACUUUGUGGUGCAGGGGGUCCGGGUGCCAGCGCGCGGCAUUGUAGUUGCUAAGGACAGUUGUGUGGGAGCCGAUAAAGCAAUCCUUGGAAUGAAUGUAAUUGCGGACUGUUGGGAAGAGCUUUUUAACAAAUGCCAGGUGUCCUCCAAACAGUCAAAACCGCUGCUGGGUCGAGAGUGGCACUCUGUGUUUGCGGACUGCCAACGCAUACGCACGGUCUCUUCUGCCGACCCAUGGAAAGCAACGGCAAGGUUAGCCAGCCGCACCCCUGUUACCAUCCCUGCACAGAGCGAAAUGACUCUUUGGGCCAAAAUUCCUCUAUCGUCCCAACAUUGGCAAUGUGAGGCACUAGUAGAACCCCUUGGGGAAAACGGAGGGGUCGAGGUGGCAAGAGCCCUGGUGACUGUGGGAAAGGGCCGUAUUCCUGUGCGGCUCAGGAAUAUUCAUCCUUACGCGGUUCAGCUGAGCAGGUUCCAGAGGCUGGCGACAGUUACAGCUAUCGACCCCCGACAGCAUUAG